AUGCGCCGCGUCUGCCUGGAUUCUCCACACCCGACGCGGUUCGUGGAGCACAUCUACAUUGAACUCAAGGAUAAAAUCUGUCUUGUAGCCCGGCUGUUCAUGCCGAAGGACGCGUCCUCGGAGAAGCGCUAUCCGGCCAUUCUGGAGUACAUCCCGUACAGGAAACGCAAUGGCACCCGCACCCGUGAUGAGCUGAUGCACGGCUUCUUUGCCGGCCAAGGGUACGUCUCAGUGCGUGUUGACAUGCGCGGCGCUGGCGAGUCCGAUGACCUACUACUUGACGAAUACCUCAAGCAGGAACAGGACGACGCUCUCGAAGUGAUUGACUGGAUCAGCAAGCAACCAUGGUGCACCGGUGACGUUGGGAUGAUGGGUAGGUCCUGGGGUGGCUUCAACUCACUGCAGGUGGCCGCUCGCCGUCCUCCCGCGCUGCGUGCCAUCGUCGUGCUCGGCUUCACACACAAUCGCUUUACCGACGAUAUCCACUGGAAGGGUGGGUGUCUGCUGAACGACAACUUUUGGUGGGGCUGCCUCAUGCAGGGUUUCCUGUCCUGUCCUCCCGACAGCGAUAUUGUCGGCGACCGCUGGAAGGACAUGUGGCUGGAGCGGCUGGGCAAGAUGACGCUGAACGCCGCCGACUGGGCUGAGCACCAGCGGUACGACGCUUACUGGCAGCAGGGGUCGAUUCAGGAGGACUACAGCUCUAUCCAGGUACCGGUGCUGCUCGUCGAUGGCUGGGCAGACUCGUACACGAACGCCCUCUUCCACUUGUUGGAGGAGCUGAAGGUGCCCUGCAAGGCUAUUUGUGGUCCGUGGGCGCACGUGUACCCGCAGGACGGCACGCCGCUACCUCAGAUGAACUUCCUGCGCGCAGCUACGGACUGGUGAGAUUACUGGAUGAAGGGCAUAACGGACAACAACGUGCCGAGCUGGCCGGCGCUCCAGGCCUACAUCGAGGAUUCGCUGCCGCCGUGCACGAGCAAGCCGGUGGCGCCUGGCAAGUGGGUGGCGAUGGACAAGUGGGUGAACGCUGAGGCGCCAACGGUUGCAUACGGCCUCGGAGCCCAACGGUUCUUGACAGAGAUAAGCAAGGACGGCGCCAACAUGGCCACCUGCACGGUAAUGGUGCGCACCCCACUGAAUCAUGGGCUCAUGUCCGGUGAGUGGAUGGGCGCGGGUGUGUUGGGUGAGACGGCCGGUGACCAGCGCAUCGACAACGGCUUGGCCGUCACCUACACCUCAGCCCCGCUCACGGCUUCUAUGGACAUCCUCGACCAGCCAACUUUCUCUGUGAGACUGACCUGCGAUCAGCCGAAGGGCUUGCUGUUCGCCCAGCUGUGUGAUAUUGCGCCAGGCGGGGCGGCCACCCGCAUCACGUAUGGCAUGAAGAACCUGGUGCACUGCGGCCCCGAGGGUGACAGAGCCAUUGCCUUGGUGCAGCCCGGGCAGGCGGUGCAGGUGACAGUGAAAAUGGACUUCUGCGGCUACUGCGUCCCGGCCGGUCACAGUGUCUCGCUCUUGCUCGCGAACAACUACUGGCCCAUGGUUUGGUGCUCUCCGGCGAACACGACGCUGCUGCUGGACGCCGCGACGGCCGUCUUCCUUCUGCCGGUGCUCCACCCAAGCGCCGCCAUUGUCCCUGGUCCUGAUCCGAUUCCAGAGGUGGCGGCCUCGACACCCAUGACGGUGAUAUCGCCCGGCUACGUGGACCGCUUCGUCUCAUAUGACAUCGUGCGAGACACCUGGACAUGCGUGACGAGCGGCGUCGGCGGCGUGUUCGGCGAGGGCAUCUUCCGUUUCGAUGACAUCGACACAACCCUGGAGCACAACCUGCGCCGCGAGCUGACACUCAGCAAUCGCGACCCGCUCUCGGCGCACUACACUGUUACUCAGAAGGUCAAGGUCAACCGGCCGCGUUGUGUCACGGAUGUGAAUAUUACGAGCACGCAGCACUGCGAUGCUGAAUACCUCUACAUUCGGUCCACUAUCAAGGCUACGUACAACGACGAGGAAGUCUUUGAAAAGAACCUCUUCCGCCGUGUGCGUCGGGAAGCCAUCUGA
Leishmania braziliensis MHOM/BR/75/M2904 is the source of this 2061-nucleotide messenger RNA. NCBI's taxonomy places the organism in Eukaryota, Euglenozoa, Kinetoplastea, Trypanosomatida, Trypanosomatidae. The record is from the annotation of a RefSeq genome assembly.